AUGAGAGCUGUGGCAAUGGCAGGAAGAGUUGAAGCCCCAGCGCUGAUCACGCUGCUUGUGAUCGGGGGAUGGACAAUGCAGACACAUUGCGCAGAUUACUUCAUCUGCGGGGGCUGCUCCUUCACUGUAUCAGAUGAAGGUCUGCUUCAAAGGACGGGAAGCUGCUCGUUGGGUGCCGCUGGGGCUAACUGUAUGUUGAUGUAUGCUGGGAUUGUUGACAUUGAAGAAGGAACUUUCGAUGGACUUCAUGACAUGACUUAUCUGGACCUUUCACAGAACCAGCUGACAAACAUUCCAGGAGGAUUGUUCGAUGGUCUGAGUGGUCUACAAUAUCUUUCGCUCUCCUACAAUCAGUUGUCAAGCAUAGCACCGGAUGCAUUUUCAAACUGCACUCAGCUGUCUUAUGUCGACGUUAGUUUCAAUCAGCUGACGUGUUAUUAUGCUUCUUGGCCACUAGAAAUUAUGUCAUUAGAUACGAUUGCAGCAGGAAAGUUGUGCCAGAAUAUGACCACCAACCUGACCGGGAAUGUGACCACCAACCUGAUCGCAUGCUAUCCGCAUAUCAGUGUUGAGUUGGAUUCGGCAAACCUCCCAUCGGACAUGGCAGGGCAAUACUGUGAGGCCUUUGACUGCAAAAGGGAUGAAGGAGGUUCCUGGUUUGGCGGAGUUGAUUACGCGCACUGCUUUCGCAAGAACGACGACAAAACCUGGAAAAUAUGGAACACGGGGUGUGGGUGGGAGAUAGGACAGUAUAUCAGUGUUAAUGCCCCGUCUCCUGGAAUUUCAUGGCAGCGGUAUGCUCGUACCUACAGCGGAUACUGCCACCCAAUCCCCCCCUCACAGCUAGACAUUCGUGCUCUUGUCAACACUUCGACCUUUUACGACUCACUCGGAAAUAUGCUUGUUGGCGUUCACUCAGUCCUGGUGUUAUCCCCUCACAAUUCCAGCGCUGAUGCCGUCAGUGCUGUGGAGGACACAACUGAUACCUUCAACGCGUCCAGUGCUGUCAAUUCCAGCUCUGCAGACAGUUCCCCGCUCCCGUUGGUCGAUACUGCUUUGCUAUCCUUCCCGGAGUGUGUUGAGCGAAGGGACUGGGGAGCGAUGCUGGAGCUGAUGAACAACGGAACAGCGGCAACGGGAGGGCUGGGGCUGUUGAUGGAGCCUCCUCUGGAAUCCUGGAUUUGCAUCCAAGAGCACCCUUGCCUCCAGAGGGUCGCUGACGCCCAGCCAAGCGAUAUGAUGUGCUUCGUGUACCACGAGGUCGAUCGAGUCUUCCUGCCAUGGAGCAUCAAUUCUCUUCUGAAGCUCGUGAUGCCUUGA
This is a messenger RNA of Guillardia theta CCMP2712, 1320 nucleotides long. RefSeq lists its product as hypothetical. Gene Ontology annotation, molecular function: protein binding. The record is from RefSeq and is a predicted model, not a curated record. Lineage: Eukaryota; Cryptophyceae; Pyrenomonadales; Geminigeraceae. Bases 1 to 1320 code for a protein of 439 amino acids. The transcript has 2 exons.